This is a messenger RNA of Bubalus bubalis (water buffalo), 813 nucleotides long. Its product is annotated as zinc finger protein 551-like. Gene Ontology annotation, biological process: regulation of transcription by RNA polymerase II. Lineage: Eukaryota; Metazoa; Chordata; Mammalia; Artiodactyla; Bovidae. Gene Ontology annotation, molecular function: RNA polymerase II cis-regulatory region sequence-specific DNA binding; DNA-binding transcription factor activity, RNA polymerase II-specific. The record is from RefSeq and is a predicted model, not a curated record. The annotation marks the transcript as partial. The transcript has 3 exons.
AAAUCUGAUGUAAUUGAACACUGGAGGGUUCAUACAGGAGAAAAGCCUUAUGAGUGCAGUGAAUGUGGGAAAUCUUUUACUUCUAGCUUUGCCCUCCAUUGUCAUCAGAGAGUUCACACUGGAGAGAAGACUCAUAAAUGUGGGGAAUGUAGGAAGUCUUUACCUCUAGCUCUGCACCUCAUUAUACACCGAAGAAUUCACACAGGAGAAAGGCCUUAUGAGUGCAGUGAAUGUGGGAAAUCCUUUAGCCAUAAAUCUUUCCUAUCUCAACACCAGAGAGUUCACACUGGAGAAAGGGCUUUUGAAUGUAGUGAACGUGGGAAAUCUUUUACCUCUGCCAGAUUUUCAUACCUCUCUAAACACCAGAGAGUUCACACUGGAGAAAGGCCUUAUGAGUGCAGUGAAUGUGAGAACUCCUUUACUUUUGUCUAUUCCCUUGGCUAUCAUUAGAGGGUUCACAAUGGAGAAUGACCUUAUAAGUGCAGUGACUAUGGGAAAUCUUUUACCAAUAGCUCAAUACUCAUUCGACAUUGGAGAGUUGAUACAGGAGAAAGGCCUCAUGAAUGUAGUGAUUGUGGGAAAUCCUUUACCCAAAGAAUUCACCUCAUUAUUCAUCAGAGAGUUCACACAGGAGAAAGACCUUAUGAAUGCAGUGAAUGUGGGAAGUCUUUUACCUCUCGUUCCACCCUUCAUUAUCAUCAGAGAGUUCACACAGGAGAAAAGCCAUAUGACUGCCUCAAAUGUGGGAAGUAUUUUAGCCAAAAAUCUAACCUCUCUCAGCACCAGAGAAUUCACACUGGCAAAAGGCCUUAG